UUAGCCUCCAAAUGUGCCAUACUCAUUUGUCUAUUCCUUAACCUCCUCACACCUGUUUGGUUCCUAAACAUUAUCCAAAAUAUUUUUACAUUCAUUUUAAUUAAAAAAUAUUUUUAGAAAAAUCUUCAACAAUAAAUAAAGAAAACUAGAUAAUUAUACAUACUUAUGUCUUAGUUACACGUAUACAUGGUUAUUAUAGUAAUUUCAACAUAAAUGCUGUGGAUAACAUUUUAUAUACCUAUAAAUACAAUUGAUUAUCUCCAAUAAAAUCUCAUCAAAAUCAAAGCAAAAACAAAACAAACAAGAAACACAGACACAUAGAAAAUGGCAGGAAUCAUUAACAAGAUUGGUGAUGCUCUUCAUAUAGGAGGAGACAAGAAAGAAGGAGAACAACACAUAGGAGAGGGCCAUGGACAUGGACAUGGACAUGAACAUGGACAUGGUGCUGAGUACAAAGGAGAAGAACAUGGUUUUGGCCAUGGAGAGCACAAGCCAGGUCAAUACCAAGGGGCGGAACACAAGGAAGGAAUUGUUGACAAGGUCAAGCACAAGAUCCAUGGCGAAGGUGGAGCAGGUGAAAAGAAAAAGAAGGAGAGGAAGAAACGUGAAGAUGGUCAUGAACAUGGCCAUGAUAGCAGCAGCAGUGAUAGUGAUUAGAUCUUAAUUCACAUGCUUCAUAAUCUUGAAAGGUAUUUAAUUAAAAAAAAAUAGCUUUAUGAUCCUUUUAUCAAUGUUUUAUAUAUGAUUAUUGAGAAAUUAAAUCUACCUAUUUUU
Lathyrus oleraceus (garden pea) is the source of this 774-nucleotide messenger RNA. Its product is annotated as protein SRC1. Bases 325 to 657 code for a protein of 110 amino acids. NCBI's taxonomy places the organism in Eukaryota, Viridiplantae, Streptophyta, Magnoliopsida, Fabales, Fabaceae. The record is from RefSeq and is a predicted model, not a curated record. Gene Ontology annotation, molecular function: metal ion binding. The transcript has a single exon.